GGCCGUGGCCAAGACUGUGAAAGGAUAAAGAGGCGCGAGGCGGAAUUGGGGUCUGCUCUAAGCUGCAGCAAGAGAAACUGUGUGAGGGGAAGAGGCCUGCUUCGCUCCCGGGUCUCUAGUUCUUGCACGCUCUUUAAGAGUCUGCAUUAGAGGAACUCUGCCAUCACCAGCUCCCUUCUUGCAGAAGGGAGGGGGGAACAUACAUUUAUUCAUGCCAGUCUGUUGCACGAAGGCUUUUUGGCUUCCUACCUUGCAACAAAAUAAUUGCACAAACUCCUUAGCGCCGAUUCCGCCCACAGAGAGUCCUGGAGCCAGAGUCUUUUUUGAUUUGCAUUGUAGGGAAGGGACUAAGUGAUAGAGACUAUGUCGCUUUCCUGAGCUCCCGAGAGCGCUCGUGAACUGGAACCAACUGCUUCAGGGGAAGAGAGAGAGAGAGAGAGAGAAAGAGAGAGAGAGAGAGAGAGGGAAAAAAAAAAAAAAAAAAAGACUUGCCUGGGAGGCGGCGAGAAACUUGCAUUGGAAGCUUCGGCAGCCAGCGUUCAAGAAACUCCUCCACUUAGCACGGUCUCCAGACUCGGAGCCGAGGGACGGCGCAAACUGCGGCGCGGUGAGAGCGAGAGAGCGAGAGCGAGAGCGAGCAGCAGAGGGAGGGAGAGCAGAGCCUCUCCAGCCUGGGAACUAUAACUCCUCUGCAGGAGGCAGCGCGCUCCUUCCCCGCAUCUCCUGGGGACACUUCUCCCCGCGCCCGGCGCCGGCCCGGCCAGGAGCGGAGGGGCCCGCACGGCCGCCGCGCGCGUCCUCCCGCUCGGCGUGUGCUGCGCCCGGGGAGCCGGGAGGGCCCGGCGAUCGCGCCGCGGCCGCCGCGAGGGUGUGAGCGCGCGUGGGCGCCCGCCGAGCCGGGGCCAUGGUGCAGCAAACCAACAACGCCGAGAACACGGAAGCGCUGCUGGCCGGCGAGAGCUCGGACUCGGGCGCCGGCCUGGAGCUGGGCAUCGCGUCCUCCCCCACGCCCGGCUCCACCGCCUCCACGGGCGGCAAGGCCGACGACCCGAGCUGGUGCAAGACGCCGAGCGGCCACAUCAAGCGGCCCAUGAACGCCUUCAUGGUGUGGUCGCAGAUCGAGCGGCGCAAGAUCAUGGAGCAGUCGCCCGACAUGCACAACGCCGAGAUCUCCAAGCGGCUGGGCAAGCGCUGGAAGCUGCUCAAGGACAGCGACAAGAUCCCGUUCAUCCGGGAGGCGGAGCGGCUGCGCCUCAAGCACAUGGCUGACUACCCCGACUACAAGUACCGGCCGAGGAAGAAGGUGAAGUCCGGCAACGCCAACGCGGGCGCGGGCGCGGCGGCCGCCGCCGCCUCCAAGCCCGGGGAGAAGGGCGACAAGGUCGGGGGCGGCGGCGGCGGCGGCAGCGGCGGCGGCGGCGGCGCGGGGGGAGGAGGCGGCGGCGCGAGCGGCGGCGGCGCCAACUCCAAACCCGCGCAGAAAAAGAGCUGCGGCUCCAAGGCGGCGGGCGGCGCGGGCGGCGGGGGCGGCAAGCCGCACGCCAAGCUCGUCCUGGCGGGCGGGAAGGCGGCGGCCGCGGGCGCCGCGGCGUCCUCGUCGUUCGCGGCCGAGCAGCAGGCGGGGGCCGCGGCCCUGCUGCCCCUGGGCGCCGCCGCCGCCGACCACCACUCGCUGUACAAGGCGCGGACUCCCAGCGCGGCGGCCGCGGCCUCGGCCUCCACCUCCGCCGCCGCCGCCGCCGCCCCGGCCGGCCUCGCGGCGCCCGGCAAGCACCUGGCCGACAAGAAGGUGAAGCGCGUGUACCUGUUCGGCGGCCUGGGCGCCGCGUCCCCGUCGCCCGUGGGCGGCGUGGGCGCGGGCGCGGGCGCGGGAGCGGGCGCGGGCGCCGACCCCAGCGACCCCCUGGGCCUGUACGAGGAGGGGGCCGCGGGCUGCUCGCCCGACGCGCCGAGCCUGAGCGGCCGCAGCAGCGCCGCCUCCUCGCCCGCCGCCGGCCGCUCGCCCGCCGACCACCGCAGCUACGCCAGCCUGCGCGCCGCCUCGCCCGCCCCGUCCAGCGCGCCCUCGCACGCGUCCUCGUCCCACUCGUCCUCGUCCUCGUCCUCGGGCUCCUCGUCCUCCGACGACGAGUUCGAAGACGACCUGCUCGACCUGAACCCCAGCUCGAACUUUGAGAGCAUGUCCCUGGGCAGUUUCAGCUCGUCGUCGGCGCUGGACCGGGACCUGGACUUUAACUUCGAGCCCGGCUCCGGCUCGCACUUCGAGUUCCCGGACUACUGCACGCCCGAGGUGAGCGAGAUGAUCUCGGGAGACUGGCUCGAGUCCAGCAUCUCCAACCUGGUCUUCACCUACUGACGGGCGCGCGCGCGCGGGCCGGGGGCCGGGGGCCGCGGGCCGGGGGGCGGGGGGCGGGCGAGGAGGAGGAAGGAGGAGAAAAAUUAAGAAGAGCGCGAGAGAAGUGGACACAGGACGAGUUGGAAGAGAAAAAGGGAACGGGAAAAAAUUAAAAAGGAAAAGGAAAAAAAAAAAAAAAGAGAGAGAGAGAAAAGUGAGCAGGGCCGGCGCGGCCGCCC
Molecule: messenger RNA, 2574 nt
Organism: Canis lupus familiaris (dog)
Lineage: Eukaryota; Metazoa; Chordata; Mammalia; Carnivora; Canidae
Gene: SOX4
Product: SRY-box transcription factor 4
Exons: 1
Coding region: 905-2356 (483 amino acids)
Biological process (GO): positive regulation of transcription by RNA polymerase II; cell differentiation; anatomical structure morphogenesis
Molecular function (GO): DNA-binding transcription activator activity, RNA polymerase II-specific; RNA polymerase II cis-regulatory region sequence-specific DNA binding
Source: RefSeq, a predicted model, not a curated record